This is a messenger RNA of Racocetra fulgida, 701 nucleotides long. The record is from the annotation of a GenBank genome assembly. Lineage: Eukaryota; Fungi; Glomeromycota; Glomeromycetes; Diversisporales; Gigasporaceae.
UGCUGCCGUGCCUGGCAUUCUUAAUCCCGUGGUUCUUAUGCAAAAAUUGAAAGAUGGCACAUUAUUUCCAUACAAUUAUGGUCACAAAUGGAAAGAUGGUUCUUUACGUACCGAUAUUCCUAGUCAAUCACUUUACAUGCACUUCAAUGUGAAAAAUACUAUUGUUUCUCAAGUUAAUCCCCAUGUUCAUCUAUUCUUUUAUGCCCCACGUGGCACUGUUGGUCGUCCUGUUAGUUUUGUUGUUGCUAGCAUAGAACAAUAUUUAAAGUUGGAUUUAAGUAAAUGGUUAAAAUGGGUUAGGGAUCUUGAGCUUCUACCAAAGUUUGCUGAUCAAGAUUGGAGUUCUAUUUGGCUACAAAGAUUUGAAGGAAAUAUUACAAUAUGGCCAAAAUCUUCAAUAUGGGAUUUCUUUUAUAUCCUUUCUGAUCCUGAUCACAAUAGAUUGGAACAAAUGAUAAUUAAAGGUCAGCGUGUCACUUGGCCAAAACUUCACAUGAUCUCUAACCGUUUAAAAAUUGAACGUGCAAUACAAAGAGGUCGUAGCGAAUUGAAACGUGAAGAGCGAAGAAAUAGAUAUGAUCGCUUUGCUCCUAAUGAUGGACUGGGCAGAAUUGAUCGUGAUAGUUCAAGUUCUCCUGACGGACUCAAUCGCCCUGGUCUUCUUAGUCGCAGUAACAGUGACGGAUUUGAGCUUUCGAGUG